GGUCUUGGUUCUUUUGGUAACCAACUCAAUUCCCACUAGAGUCCCACCAUUUUUCUUUCUUCCUUUCUCAUUUUUUCCUCCCCCUUCCAAACGACUUCUAUAUAUAAAUUGCAUUUCUAUCAUUUUAUCAGAUCAUAAACACACACAUGGGAUCGUCAAGCAUGAAGGUGCACAAUCAGUUCGCACGUGGGCUGCUAUGGGAGCACGAACCCCUCAGCUCCCUCACACUCGGUUGCUGCAACCGCUUACGCCCUCUCGCUCCCAAGCUCCCACACACCGCCACUGCGGCUGCCGCCAGUACUGCUGCUUUUGAUCUCAAGAGCUACAUUAGACCCGAAAGCGGUCCCAGAAAAUCAGACCAUAAGCCAGAAACAACUCAGGUAGAGACGCUUCCGGGAGGGACGAGGUGGAACCCGACGCAAGAGCAGAUAGGGCUACUGGAGAUGCUUUAUAGAGGUGGAAUGCGCACUCCAAAUGCACAACAGAUAGAACAAAUCACCGCUCAGCUCGAAAAGUACGGGAAGAUUGAAGGCAAGAACGUGUUUUACUGGUUUCAAAACCACAAGGCACGCGAGAGGCAGAAGCAGAAGCGCAAUAGUCUUGGCCUCGGCCAUUGUCCGAGGACUUACACCGCCACCAUUGCCACUAUAACCGCGGACACAAUUAGGGGACAUGAGGAGAGAGAAGAGGACAGUCCAAAAAAGAGAAAGUGCAGGACUUGGAUGCCUGAAUGCUUGGAAGAGGACAAGAGACACUGUAAAGAGGAAGGAGACAAGACUCUAGAGCUUUUCCCAUUGCACCCAGAAGGCAGAUGAAAGGGGGGUUGGAAAAAUUCUCAUCUCGAUCACUCUCUGGUUUUCUGUGCUCUUUUUCUUUUCUUUUCUUUGUUUGGGGAAAGAGAAAAGAAAAGAAAAGAAAAAGGAAAGUUGUACUAUAUUUAUCUUUGUGUACCCCUCUGCCUGAUAUAUCCCUUCUUGUAUUAUUCUUGGCAUGGAAACCAAAGUGCUUUGUUGUUUCUCUUGGAAAA
Rhododendron vialii is the source of this 1027-nucleotide messenger RNA. RefSeq names its product WUSCHEL-related homeobox 4-like. Gene Ontology annotation, cellular component: nucleus. The transcript is spliced from 3 exons. Bases 147 to 815 code for a protein of 222 amino acids. Gene Ontology annotation, molecular function: DNA binding; DNA-binding transcription factor activity. The record is from RefSeq and is a predicted model, not a curated record. Gene Ontology annotation, biological process: cell division; phloem or xylem histogenesis; procambium histogenesis. Lineage: Eukaryota; Viridiplantae; Streptophyta; Magnoliopsida; Ericales; Ericaceae.